AUGUCAUCCGCUGACUCCCAAGGUCAACGCAUCCAAGACAACUGCGAAAUCAUCUGGGGCAAGGGCGACUACGACAUCGACACUGAAACCGACGAUUAUCUGUCAUACUGGAGCCUAGUCAGAAAGGAUUUCGGGUUGGAGUUUGGGCCGCCGUUGACCAUGACAGGGCUCUGCAAUUCGAGCGAGCAUGCUGUGAGAGAGUUGGACCGGAUGCUAGGUGUAUGGGCUCGUCAGAUACAGAGCGGACAACCGAUGACCAAAGCCCUGAAUUUGGAGGUCUUUGGUGGACCGAACGGGCAGAAUAAGGCGGUUUUGGAACAGUUUCUUGUUGAGUUGGAGAAAAGAGGAACAGACUCGGCAUAG
Molecule: messenger RNA, 363 nt
Organism: Venustampulla echinocandica
Lineage: Eukaryota; Fungi; Ascomycota; Leotiomycetes; Helotiales; Pleuroascaceae
Exons: 1
Coding region: 1-363 (120 amino acids)
Source: RefSeq, a predicted model, not a curated record